Leucoraja erinaceus (little skate) is the source of this 2644-nucleotide messenger RNA. It is a transcript of the gene tmeff2a, whose product is annotated as transmembrane protein with EGF-like and two follistatin-like domains 2a. The transcript has 10 exons. The record is from RefSeq and is a predicted model, not a curated record. The coding region runs from base 566 to 1675 and encodes 369 amino acids. Lineage: Eukaryota; Metazoa; Chordata; Chondrichthyes; Rajiformes; Rajidae. Gene Ontology annotation, molecular function: protein binding.
CUGCAGCCCGGUGCACGGAGCACGGAGCCCGGACCAGUGGCCCAGUGCAGCCCGGUGCACGGAGCCCGGAGCAGACCUGCCCAUUGCAGCCGGAGCCCGGACAGCGCCAGCCUGCCCGAGUGCAGCCGGUGCCCAGAGCAGAGCGAAGCGAAGCUGUCUGUCUGCGCGAUCCCAAGCUUGUAGAGGAGCGGGGGAGAGAGAAGGAGGGCACACAAGCGAGCAAGCGAGCGAGGCAGCCCCAUUGGCAGUGCGGCGCAGGAGAGAGCUGCAGGCAACGAGCUGCCCAGCCCCGGUCAGCGAGAGCUGUCUUGCCCAGCCCCACUGUCAGUGUGUGUGUGUGUGAGAGAGAUAGAGACGGAGCUGCAAGAGCGUAUGAUCCAGCCAGCCCGGGAGAGAUAGAGAGAGCUGGUACUUCUGCUGCUGCUGCUGCUGCUGGGCUCUGGAGCUCACGGUGGACACAUGUGGUGGCGUUGCUGCGCGCAGGAUGCGUGAUGUGCCCUGUGUAAGAUGGUGGGGUCGGAGAACCUGCGAUUGAGCCGAGGUCCGCGAUCCGCCGCCUAUCGUCAUGGUGGAGUCCCACCCGCCAGGCUGGACACUUGCUAUUGCUCCGCACUUUCUGCUGGCGAUGCUGACUCUAUGCACAACACUACCUGUUAAUUCAUCAGCCUACCCUACCUCCCUGAGUGACUGCCAGACUCCCACCGGCUGGAACUGUUCGGGUUUCGACGACAGGGAGCACGACCUGUUCCUCUGCGACGUGAAUACCUGUCAGUUCGGCGGGGAGUGCUUGCGGAUCGGGGAGACCAUCACCUGUGACUGCCAGCUGAAGUGCAGCACCGACUAUAUGCCAGUGUGCGGAUCCAAUGGCAACACCUACCAGAACGAGUGCUACCUGCGACAGGCUGCCUGUAAGCAGCAGAGCGAAAUCAAGGCGAUGGGAGAAGGAUCUUGUUCCAACGAUAUGGGAUCAGGUUCUGGGGGUGGAGGGAAUGAAGGUUCUGGAGAAACUACUCUGAAGAAAACAUCUUCAUGUGAUAUCUGCCAGUUUGGAGCAGAAUGCGAUGAAGAUGCAGAAGACGUGUGGUGUGUCUGCAACAUUGACUGCUCCCGCAUCAGUUUCAACCCUGUAUGUGCUUCUGAUGGAAAAUCCUAUGAUAACCCUUGUGAAGUUAAGGAGGCGUCCUGCCAGAAUCAAAAUUUCAUAGAAGUGAAACAUUUGGGAAGAUGUCCAGAGAAUGUGACGGUAGGUACAAAAACAGAAGAUGGACUUUUUGCAAGAACUGAUUAUACAGAAAAAAAUGCCAAUAAAUUAGAAAAUCCAGCCCAAGGAUUAUUUAUUCCAUGUCCCAAUCUCUUUGAUGAUCAUUGUCUACAUGGAAAAUGCGAAUACUUGAUUAACAAACAGGAACCAUCUUGCAGUUGCGAAGCAGGUUUUAAAGGACCACGCUGUGAACAAAAGGAGUUUAAUGUUUUGUAUGUAGUACCUGGAGCUGGGAAACUUCAGUAUGUCUUAAUAGCAUCCAUCAUUGGAGCUGUGCAGGUGGCCAUCAUUUUGAUUGUAGUUCUUUGCAUAACAAGAAAAUGUCCUCGGGGCAACAGAAUUCAAAGACAGAAGCAAAAUGCGACACACUACAGUUCUGACAACACCACAAGAGCAUCAACAAGAUUAAUUUAAAGCAAGCAUGAUUGUACAGCUGCAAAAGUAAUUACACAAAGCUCGGACUAUUGAUUAUCAUACAAAAUGGAACAACACAUGUUGCCUUGCAUUUGUGUUAUACUACACCAAUGAAUACAUAUACUACAGUUAUAUUUGAUUAUGUCUGGAUAUAUUUCAAAUAGUAUAUAAUGUCUUGAUGUGUUUUUUCUGUAAUAAAUAAAUAAAUGGUUAACAAUUUAUAUCACUUGAUUUAGUUUGCACAUGAAGUACUAUAAAGCUGGACUAAUGAAAAAUAAAUACUUCGAUGAUGUUUCUUAAUUUUUUAAAGAUGAAAUGUGCUAUUGAUUUUUUUUUUAAAGCAAGCAAUUUGUAUUGUCCGGUCAGGUUUUGCCUUUGUUAACUAGAGAAAAUGAGGAUCUAUGAAGUUGUUCAUUGAAAAUUAAUUUAUGGAAGCUAUGAGUUAAAGACCAAGAGGUUCAACGUUAAUUUUUUACUCGCUUGUAAUGAAGGCCAUUGAGCUUUCAAACCUCCAUUAUACUAUAAUGGCAGUGCUGUUUAUUUGGAUUCAGUAGUAAUGUAUACAUACCAGUAUAAUACAGCAUAAAAAAAUCUGUCAACAAGGCUCUCUUUGUUUAAACGGAUAACCUCCAUAAAUGUCAUUAGUGAAGUAUCCUAUUUUAUAUUGUGUGUGUGCUUAUGCACUUGCAUAAAUCAGUGUACCUUUUACAUGAAUACAAGAGCUUUCAUUAUGAACAACUUUUAUCACUUGGUUAGAGAUCACCUAGCCUGGUUAGUAAAAAAACAAUGGUUUAAAUGUGAUUCAUUGACCAAAGUGGUAGAAAUUAGAGGAUCACACACAUACUUUUUGAUAAUGCCAGGAUAAUUAGAGCGUUGUUUUGCUCUAUUAAGGAUCCUCAUUUGAAAUGUACAUUUCCAGUGCUAACGUUUCAUAAUAAGAUGACAAAAAUAAAAAUAUUACAGCAGCAA